Messenger RNA from Triticum dicoccoides, 1899 nucleotides. Its product is annotated as putative disease resistance protein RGA1. Gene Ontology annotation, biological process: defense response to other organism. The transcript has 5 exons. Bases 1 to 1899 code for a protein of 632 amino acids. Lineage: Eukaryota; Viridiplantae; Streptophyta; Magnoliopsida; Poales; Poaceae. Gene Ontology annotation, molecular function: ADP binding. The record is from RefSeq and is a predicted model, not a curated record.
AUGGCCCAAGCUGUCGUGCAAAAUUCAUGCAGGAAACUCAGAUCCGCCAUUGUAGACGAGGCAAUAAUGCGCCUGAACUUCACCGGCGAUCUGGGGGAAAUGCUGAAGCAGCUGGUGGCCAUCGAUGUGAUGAUACCAAACGUCGAGGACCGGGCGGAGGUUAUUGACCCGGACGGAGAGAUAAAUUGGCGAAAUUGGGAUGAAUGGCAAAAAUGGCCGCCCAAGGUCGAGGCCACUGCCUACAGGGUCUGCCAUAUGUUGGAAGAGUUGCAAGAGAUGGCAGUGCCAGCAGGAGAGAAGAUGGCAAAGAUGCUCAGCCGUCCUGAGGAUGCAGUCGUUGGACCCAACAAGGAGGAGGUAUUGGUCAAUAUGAAGGAGAUUAAACGAGAGCUCAUGAUGUUGCGCCAUGAAUUGCGCCAGGAGAAGUUGCAGGAGUCAGUUCAGUUCGAUGAUGCAGCGGAGGGAAGAGCAAUGCUCCAAGCACCAGCAGCUACUGGAAGGGAGGAAGACGUAGAAAAGAUACUUGCUCGGCUAUCUGCAUGCAACUCUGGUGAAGGCCCCAUCAUCCUUCCCAUCCUUGGGAAGCCCGGCGUCGGCAAGGCAACCGUGGCAACAAUGGUGUUUGACAACGUCCGCUUCAAGUGCUAUUCUCGGAUAUGGAUCAAUCACUCGGGUGAGCUUACAUGGCUACAAAAUAACAUAAUCUCUGAAUUAUCAUUAGCCGCAAAAGAAGAGAUGAACGGCCAUGGUUCAGAUUCAGAUGAUGAGAUGGUCUAUAUAACAAAGCGCCUUCACAAGCUACUCAAUGGCAAGAAGGUACUCAUUGUUUUACAUGAGCUAGAGCAAGGCAUGGACAGUACUCAGGUGAUAGUAAUAGCAACAGUAGGGGCAGAUACAGUGCCCACGGAAAACUUUGGAGUUCAACCAUACUGGGUACGUCCUCUGAGUGAGGAGAUGUGCUGCAAAAUUAUCAAGCAAGGCGCAGUUCGUUCUCAAACAAAUUCUGCACAAAAAGAAGAUUUGGAGCAGAUAACACCAAGGCUUGCAAAGCUCUGUGAGGGUCUGCCGCUGAUAGCUCAAUUAUUUGGCAGCGUGCUACAAUUCAAAGAAUAUGCAGAAUGGCCUGAGAUGCAGCAUUGGCGUGCCUUUGUAACCGGCCCAUUGCAUCAAAGCUACAGAAGUAUGCCACCGAAUAUGAGGUUAUGCAUUGCUUAUUGUGUCUUUGUCUUGGACACAGAGCGCGCAAUACUCAAAGAGGAUCUGAUUCACCAAUGGAUUGCUCUCGAUCUCAUUGAGCCGUCCGAGGUGUUCUCUGCAUCACAGCUUGCUGAACAAUAUCUCAGGAGGCUGUUGGACAUGUCACUCCUUCAAACUACAAGGUCAUCUCGGUCCUCACGGCCUGGAGGUUUGAGGCAUGUGGCUGCUGGCGGCUCCGCCUCGCCGGAAUGCCCUCAAGGCGUUGCUGCAAGCAGGGGCGCCGGUGGCUAUGGGUUGCAACUUGCAACGAUGAAGAAGUGCUCGCACCUUCUUUUACGCACAGAUCGGUUUUCAGUGGAAACAACGGUGCAAGUCGAUGACCGCGGCCAGCUGGAGGCGGUUUAUGCUGGGCUGCUGCAAUCAUGGCGCCCGCGCCGGAUCCAAUCGGUGUUAGAGCUGCAUCCAUGGUGGUCGCUCCCUUCGAUUACUGGUGGCCAUGAUGCAAUCCCGGUGGCCAUGGGCGGGACCUCGCCGGAGCUCGUCGGGUACGGUGCUGUGCCAAUGGGGGAGCGUGUGGAUUUGCCUUCUCGCGAGCAGGAGCAUGUGGAUUUCCCUUCUCGCGAGCGGUGCGAGGGAAGAAGACACAGGUGGAGGGGCAAAUCCAACGGGGGCACACAAAUAGAUCGGGUGGUUGUGCGCUGA